UCGCUUAAUCAUAAUUUUGAACUACUUAAAAAUUUUGUGAAAUAUACGCGUACACAAAGAACUACGACAAAAGAAUUUCGUUGAACCACCAAAAUGAGCUGUUCUUAUCUAAGUUAACAUAUCAGCAGUGAAAUUCGCUCCGAAAAAUAUAUACAAAAAAUUUUUUAUUCAGUAUUUUAUAAGUCACUUACGAUAUCGAAGGUUUAUUUUUGUCGUUCUAACGGAAUAAAAAAAACAUUUCGCGGAAAUCAUUAAGUUGAUAUUGUAUUUUGUUUUUGAUUUUGAUUUUGUUUCAUAAGCUCAUAAGCUCAUAAACCAUUUGAAAUGUUCUGGAGAACAGCGAAAGAUAAACCCAAGGAAUCUACUUCUAAUGAAAUUGUACGUCAAGAUCCACGUACAUCUGUCAAAACUACAACCGCACAAACUGAAACAACAAAUACUACAGUCCAGAAUGCUACUAUUUUUAAUAAUAACACAAGAACAGUUACAUAUCAAACAACACGUCAAACUGUCACUCGUCAACAGCAGGCAACGGUUACAGAAAUUCUAACACGUCGUACUCCUACCUCGGAAGAGUUAGAACAAAUGUUGCAACAGAUGGGUAGAUCCGAAAUAAAUUCACGUCGCCGUUCUGGAAAUUUCCAAACUAAACCAACAGGCAAUAGUGCAUCAAACAAUGGUAAUGGCAUUUCUUCGAAAAGUAUGCCGAAAUUUAAAACCACAACUAGUCCAGGAACGCGUUCCCCAUUUAAUUAUGACUCACAUACAGCUUUCGGCGUAAAUAGUAGUAGCAGCAGUACUGGCGCCGGCAUGCGCUAUAGAACUACACCAACAACACCGACUUUAGUGAAAACUGAAGAAACAACAGUGACCACUAAAAAUGGACGCACUGUAACCACUUCUGUUGAAAAACAGCGUAUAAAAUUAGAUAAUAUUAAAUUAUCCUCACCAAAUUCGCCACUAACUGUACCAGCUAUACUACCAAAAAGUAGUAAUUACACUUUUAACAAUAGUAAAGCUAGUGUAAAUAGUUCACUAAAUAACAGUAUUACGCGACCUGCUGGUAGUUUAUACACUACUUCAAGUCUGAGUUCAAAUAGUUUGACACCAGUAUUGAUUAAAAGCGAUGCCAGGCCAACAAAUACAACAAUUAAACCAACAAAUAUAAAUAAUAAAGUGACUAUAAAUUCUUCAGUAUAUUCAACUCCCAGCACAUAUGUUUCACCUUAUACAAAUCGUAUCACUGCAACAGCUCCUCCAACAACACGUAUUACAACAACAGUUAAACCCACACUUACGAGCACAAUGGGGGCUACAAAAUUAGCUACAAAUAGUAACUACAACCCAGUCAGUGUCUUUGGAAAUGAAUUCAAAAGCAGUUCUGCAGCACCCACAACAAAAUCUUCUUAUACACCUGGUUAUAAGUCAACUACUAGUACUUAUAGUACACCAAGCUCAACACCAUUUACUAUACCAAAUAUUUCGCCCAAUACUAGCAAUACCUCACUGGCGUCGACAAAGAAGAAAUCUAAACUUAAACCAGGUUAUGCAUAUAUAUUUAAUAAUGACACUUUCGAUAAUCCAGAAAAUGAGUUUCGUGAUGGUAGUUCCAAUGAUGUAAAAUCCCUAAAGGAAGUGUUCGAGAUGUUCAAGUUAAAUGUGAAUGUUAUCAAAAAUGCCACACUUGAUAAGAUCGACAGUACCGUGAAUAAUAUUGAGAGAAAGAAAUUUGCUGAUUACUCAUGCCUUAUUAUAGUAAUACUUAGUCAUGGUUCAAGGCAUGAGGGAAUUGCUGCCAAAAAUGGUACCUAUUCAAUCGAUGAUAAAAUACUUUUUCCCAUACUCCGCAAUCGUACAUUGGCAGACAAACCAAAAAUUUUUUUCAUACAGGCAUGUAAAGGUGCUAUGGAAAUUGGGGGUUUUAAAACCGAUUCGGUACAACCUAAUGGCACUCCAAGUGAAAUACUUAAAUGCUACAGUACAUUUGAAGGUUAUGUCUCAUAUCGCUUAAAAGAUGGUUCAUUUUUCAUACAAACGCUUUGUGAAAGUCUGAAAAUGCAUGGCCAAUCUAAAGACAUCAAAUAUAUAAUGGAUGAAGUCUUACGUUUAGUUAAAGAACGCACGAAUAACAUGCAAAUUCCAUCGCUAACUACCACUCUUACGAUACCAUUUGUUUUCGGAGACUAUUGUUAAGGCAUCUAGGCUUCAAGUAGUAUUCUUCGUAAUAUAAUUCAUUAUAAUUAAGUUAAAAAUAACUUAUUCGAUAUAAUAAAAAAGUAAGUUAAGAUCUAUAUUGUAAUAUUAUGAACAGUCAUAUUUAUAGCUUUAUC
Messenger RNA from Teleopsis dalmanni, 2330 nucleotides. Its product is annotated as mucin-5AC-like. NCBI's taxonomy places the organism in Eukaryota, Metazoa, Arthropoda, Insecta, Diptera, Diopsidae. The record is from RefSeq and is a predicted model, not a curated record. Gene Ontology annotation, molecular function: cysteine-type endopeptidase activity. The transcript has 4 exons. Bases 325 to 2193 code for a protein of 622 amino acids. Gene Ontology annotation, biological process: proteolysis.